AAAAAAACACAUUUAAGCGAGAAAUAAAGGCUAAAAUCAGAAAGUUCACAAUAAUCAAGCUUUCCAUAGGAUAAAUCAAGCUUCCUAUCUGACAGUGACGCACUCUCAUUGAAUAUUCAACGAACCCUUUCAAACCCAGCCAUUUCUUUGUUGACUUAUUCCAAAACAAACCUUUAAACUAUCCACACCAAGCCAUGUAACUUAUCCUGCUACUCACACUCCGGCUAACUAAUUCCGGCAUGGAUACCCCACCGUUCCACUUCCUCUACUUUCUCCUCCUUAUCCCCUCCACUCUCGCCCUCGAUUUCAUCUUCAACUCCUUCAACACAACCACCAACCUCACUCUCAUCAACGACGCUCGGGUCGAAUCUCCCAUCAUCCGCAUGACCAACGACACCAACAAAUUCUCUCUCGGAAGAGUUUUCUACCACACUAAACUCCCCAUGAAACCUUCUUCCAAUUCCUCAAACAUCACUUCCUUCUCCACUUCCUUCAUCUUCUCCAUCUUACCAGAUGUCCCCAAUAGCCCCGGCUUCGGUCUCGCUUUCGUCCUAUGCAACACAACCUCCCCUCCCGCCGCAUUAUCUAGCCAAUACUUCGGCUUAUUCUCAAGCGCUAAAACCGCUACCGUUUUCCCUCUUCUCGUCGUCGAAUUUGAUACCGGGCAAAACCCUGAAUUCAACGACGAAAACAACAACCACAUCGGAAUUGAUCUCAAUAACAUCUUAUCCAAAAAACAAACACCUGCCGGUUAUUUCAAUUCCACCGGAAGCUUCGUAUCUGUUCAAAUGAACAGCGGUGAAAACAUCCGAGCUUGGAUCGAUUUCGACGGCAAGAAUUUGGAGAUAAACGUUACUGUUGCUCCCGUCGGUGUUUCACAACCUUCAAAACCAACGCUUUCGUAUAGAGAUCCUGAAAUGGCUAAUUAUGUUUCUCCUGAAAUGUUUGUUGGAUUUUCAGCUUCCAAAACGAAUUGGAUUGAAGCACAGAGAGUUCUCGCAUGGAGCUUCAGCGACUCAGGGACUUCGAGGGAGUUAAACACGGCGAAUUUACCAGUGUUCAAGCGAAAAUCGGCGUCUUCACUUUCUGGCAAAGCGAUUGCAGGGAUUGCAGUUGGUUGUUUUGUUUUUGCUUUGAGUUGUGCGAGUGUGUUUAUAUUAUUAUAUCUUCGAUGGCGAAAAAACAAAAGAAAAGAAGAAGAAGAUGACGUUGAAGAUUGGGAAAUGGAGUAUUGGCCGCAUAGAUUCUCUUACGAUGAACUAAGCAUAGCCACAAAGGGUUUUCAAACUGUUAUAGGCUAUGGAGGGUUUGGAAGUGUUUACAAAGGGACUCUCAUGAACAAAACAUUGGUUGCGGUUAAACGUGUAAAACAUGAUUCUAAACAAGGGUUAAAAGAAUUCAUGGCGGAAAUUUCAAGUAUGGGAAGGCUUCAGCAUAAGAAUUUAGUACAAAUGCGUGGAUGGUGUAGAAAGGGUAAUGAACUCAUGUUGGUUUAUGAUUACAUGCCUAAUGGAAGCUUAAACAAAUGGGUUUUUGAUAAAUCCGCACAAAUUCUGGGAUGGGAUCAGCGUCGUAGGAUUCUUGUUGAUGUUGCAGAGGGUCUUAACUAUCUUCAUCAUGGUUGGGACCAAGUUGUUAUCCAUAGGGAUGUUAAAUCUGGUAACAUUUUGUUGGAUGCUGAUAUGAGGGGAAGAUUGGGAGAUUUUGGUUUGGCUAAGCUUUACCAACAUGGACAAGUUCCAAAUACUACACGUGUGGUGGGAACGUUGGGGUAUUUGGCGCCGGAAGCUGCAACGGCUGCGGCCCCAACUUCUGCGAGUGAUGUGUAUAGUUUCGGGGUGGUGCUGUUGGAGGUGGCUUGUGGGAGGAGGCCGUUGGAGACGGAUGUGGUGGUGGAGGAGAUUGUGCUUGUUGAUUGGGUGAGGGAUUUGUAUGCAGGAGGGCAUGUGGUUGAAGCUGCUGAUUCUAGGAUUAAGGGUGAGUUUGAUGUGGAUGAUAUGGAGAUGGUGUUGAAGCUUGGGUUGGCCUGUUGUCAUCCUGAGCCGGAUAGGAGACCUACCAUGAAGGAAGUUGUUGCGUUUCUUCUUGGGGAGGAUGCAACAGAGGCGCCGGGGAAAGUUUUGUCCGAUUUGGCUCAUGGUGAUGACAAUGGUGGUGGUGGCGGCGGGGGCAGGGAAUCGAAUGAAGAGGCCCCUUUGCAUUCCUCUAUUCCUAUAUGACGAGUGACUUCACUGCAUCAUAUGGUUGGAAUUUUGUGAUUGGAUUUUUAUGGAUUGUCUUUGAUAAUUGGCAAGUUUCCUGUAUAGGGUUAGAUUAUUUCCACUUUCAAUAAAGUCCUUAGAUACACUAAUUAUGUUAGGAAAUUUGGUGCUUGUAUAAGAGAGUGUGAUUUAGUUGCUUUCCAUUAUCGUUCAUUAUCCUUAUUUGGAUGGAUGAACAUGUAUAAUGUAUGUAUAUAUGAAUAAUGACAAAUGGAUAGAUCAUUAUUCUUCCUGUAUA
Molecule: messenger RNA, 2499 nt
Organism: Lathyrus oleraceus (garden pea)
Lineage: Eukaryota; Viridiplantae; Streptophyta; Magnoliopsida; Fabales; Fabaceae
Product: L-type lectin-domain containing receptor kinase S.1
Exons: 1
Coding region: 240-2219 (659 amino acids)
Biological process (GO): protein phosphorylation
Molecular function (GO): carbohydrate binding; ATP binding; protein kinase activity
Source: RefSeq, a predicted model, not a curated record